This is a messenger RNA of Lecanosticta acicola, 2920 nucleotides long. The record is from the annotation of a GenBank genome assembly. NCBI's taxonomy places the organism in Eukaryota, Fungi, Ascomycota, Dothideomycetes, Mycosphaerellales, Mycosphaerellaceae.
AUGACAACGAGCGGUCCUUCGACCGCGGCUGCAGGCGCAGGCGGCCCUAAACCGGCGCCCCAUCACCAUCAUCACCAUCAGCCUUCCCAGAGCGAGGCUGUCAAGGAGAAGAAGGAUUUGGCUAGCUGGUGGAAGAACUUCAAGAGGAGCGACAAGAAGGCGGAGAAUCAAGGUACGCAUGCACGUUGAAGCGAAGCAAACAUGGGCUGUUCUGGGCGCGAUAUACUCUUCCCCUUGCGAGGAAAUAGCUCCCGAACUUGCCCAUCCGUUGCCAUAUCCUCGUUCCGAGCUCCAGUGGUUGCACUGGGAGGCUGGUGGACACCUGCGCGCACACACAUACCUACCAAUCUACUGGUUCUAACAAGGCUACAUAGCUCUCCCCCAAGGCAUCUUCGGCGUGCCAUUACAGACGAGCAUUCGAUACGCCAAUGUCGCCAUCAGCCUGUUCAACGAUGAUGGCCAGAGUUACAUCUAUGGCUAUGUGCCCAUCGUGGUUGCCAAAUGCGGAGUGUUUCUGAAAGAGAAAGGUGAGCCUCGCGUUCUUUGGAAACUUGAGAGCUGGCUCUGAUCCUGCGCAGCGACCGACGUAGAAGGUAUAUUCCGACUUGCUGGGAGUGAGAAGCGCAUCAAGGAGCUCCGUGUCGCAUUUGACAGUCCUGAUCGCUAUGGGAAAGGUCUAGAUUGGACAGGCUACACUGUUCAUGAUGCAGCUAACAUUCUCCGACGGUAUUUCAACCAACUACCGGAGCCAAUCAUUCCGUUGGAAUUCUACCAAAAGUUUCGCGAUCCUCUCAGGAACCAUCAGGCCCAAGCCGUGGGAGUCAUAGAAUCUCAAAGUCCAAGCGAAGGUGAAUUCGACCCGGAGGCUGCCAUCAAGACUUACCAGGCGCUUAUCACUGAGCUUCCGCCGUUGAACCGUCAAUUGCUGUUGUAUAUUCUGGACCUUCUCGCAGUUUUUGCGAGCAAGUCGGACCUCAACAAAAUGACCACGACAAAUUUGGCCGCGAUAUUCCAGCCGGGCAUUCUGAACCAUCCACAGCAUGACAUGGCUCCUCAGGAAUAUCGACUAAGCCAGGAUGUUCUGAUCUUCUUGAUCGAGAACCAAGACAGCUUCCUGAUCGGCAUGCAAGGUACUGCAGCGGAUCCAGAAACGGUCCGGGAGGUGCAGAGUGGGACACCACCCAAACCUCCCACAACACCGACAACACCAAACAGGGCAAAGACCGUCAUUGGGAGGUCCGGUUCCAAUUCGAGUGUCGCCGCAGAGAGCGUACGAAAGUGGGGAAGCAUACGUCGCAACGUUUCAGUGUCGAGCAAACACAGCAAGAGGUCGGAGAGCGGUCCGGCUCCAGGUUCUCCAGCGCCUGCGACGCCGACGAGUGGCGUGCAGAGGAGUAAUACCGUUCCUUCCAGGAGAGGCGAGAGCAACGCGCAAUCGCCUCAGCUUUCACGGGACAAGAACUCUGAUCCAUCUACGUCGAAUGCUUCUAGUGCAGGCGCACAGGUUGUAUCAUCACAGGCAGCUGCUGCGCCUAUUGUCGAAACCACUCUGCAGCGACCUUGGACAGCUGGCAACCAUAGCUCUGUCCAAAACACGCCCACGACUACCACUGCGCCGCAGUUCCCGGCUCCCCCUGAGAUCACCUCGGCUUCGUCCAGUGAGGCGACAACACCGCUUGCUGCGGUUGGAAGCGAUACCUCUGUUGCUGCAACAAGGGACUACCAAACACCCAAGAAAGACACUGUCCCACUGUUGGCGCCUGGCGCAUCCCAUGAACGCCCGGCCGACAGAUCGGUGCCACACGCUUCGUCUGCAUUAGCUGGCCACAAAGGAUUCCUGGACAUCCUCAAAACAUCCCCGGGCAGCGAUGGUGAACGACGCAAGCCUAACAAGCUGCAGAAGAAACGCAUCCCUGGUUCGGCUUUGUCCAGCGCGCAGUCCUCCAGUCAAUCUUUGCACGAAGACUCUCUAGAGACACAAAGGUCGCCACAGUCGCCCACUAUUGCGACUGUGGCUCAGAUUCCGGCGCCUGGAGCCAGCGAGGCGAGAGGCGAGCACACUGAACGUGGCGACCAGUCCACCUAUGCUACAGCACAGAACACGCCCACUGCACAGGCCACGCCUUCUCAACUGCCCACUGAUAACACGACAUUGAGGCCAACUGUGUCGCCGUCGAACUCGUUUCAAUCUCACACGGACAUGUCAGACGCUGAUCUGGUAGGGGAUGACAUGCCACCGCUUGGCGACGAGCAAGAGAGGAAGAAACGCAGAUGGCGCUUCUCCCGCACGCAGAACAAGAUGGAGCAGCCAUCGACCCCUGGCAACCCUUUGGGAACGAUGACGGCCAAAGAUCAGGCCAUGUCGAAGUCUACAAUCGGCAGCGGAGGCUCGCUACCACGCAAGAGUAUGCAGGAGCCCAUCCAAAUUGCAUCCGUCGCCACGGAUCCGGCCGUCGGAGGCCCGGUGCAUAGCCAGACAAUGCAGUCCUCGAACACUGCGGACACGGUAUUUUCGGAUUCUGAGCGGGAAAGGAAGGGGCCAAUGUCGUGGCUUCGUAACAAGAUCCAAGAAAGGAAAGACAAAGAUGUCGAGAAACGGUCUCGGACGCCAGAUCGUGCUCAGGGUCACGAACGUACGAGAAGCAAGCAGGACCUGCCGCUUUCGAAGGAAGCGACGCCUGCGCGUGGAAAGUCUUUCGAGCAACCAAGGGGCAGAGAAGGGGCUUUCGCGUCUCAAGCGACAGUAAUGCCGAAUACGAUCAAUCCCGUUGGAGCUCAGACUAUCACUGAGAGCAGCGCAGGGGUAUCGCAGCGGUCGGGCACUGCGAAUGGCAGCACGCCGGGAAAGGUUCCAGAGGUUCCAUUGGAUGCUAAGGUGGAGCCGCCGAGGCCAGAGCCAGCCGCCAAAGGUGGAGGAUGA